AGUGUUUAUACCCAAUCUAGCCAAUAUGGCGUCCGGCAGUUAGCCAGUUAGCUUGAUUAAGGUUAUCUCCCCUCUUCUCUCCGUGUGUUUUGGGGAGUUUCCGCCCAGAUGUCGGAGGUGGAGGAGCUGCGUCCCGUCCCCAGGGAGAGGGCCAUCUUGGAGAGUUUCUUCACGCAGCUCGGCAUGUUCUCCUUCGACCGGGCUAAGGACUACGUGGAGAAGGAGAAGGACAGCAGCAGCCGCAGCGGGGGGGCCGUCUGGGCCUCGCUGCUGGGAGCUCUGGGACACCUGGCAGCAGCUGAGAAGGCCUACCACAACAUGACAUUCCUGGGUCAGAAAAUGGGCGGACAGUCCUUCUUCAGCAGGAAGGACUCGAUCCGCAGCCUCUACACCUCGCUGUACAAUGAGCUGAGGAAGGUGGUGUCGGGGGGGCGUCACGGCGCUCCAGGCUCCGCCUCCUACCUGGAGGACCUGCUGUCUCACCUGUCAGAGCAGCUGUGCCACUUCACUCAGGCUCGCAUGGACCUGUCCGAGCUCUACGAGAAGCUGCACGCGCUGAGCGGACAGAAGAGCUUCAACUCUGAGGAGCUGCUGAGCUCCAUGCAGGCCGUCAGCUCCAAGUACUGCUCCAAGUUCCACCACCCCAUCCUGAGUCGAGUGGAGGAAUGUUUCCAGACUGAAUUGGACGUUGUUCUUCAGCUUCUUCGCUGCCAGGCUCAGAUUUCCGAGUGGAGUUUCCUUCCCGCUCUGCUCUCUCUCCACGGCGCCAACUCCAAGCUGCUGGCCUGGGGUCAGUUGUUCCAGCGGCAGAAAGAGACCCGGAAGCAUAUGUUCGGAGGUCAGUCCCAGAAGGCCGUGCAGCCGCCUCACCUGUACCUGUGGCUGCAGCGCUUCCAGGUGUUGCUGCUCGCUAAGUUCAGCUUCUACUUCCACGAGGCUCUGAGCCGGCAGACGGCAGCCGGGGACAUGAAGGCUCUGACGGCCCGCACCGCGCCCGACUUCAGCGGGAAGAUCUGCUCCUUCAUCAGGAAGCACGACGCUAGCAACGUGUCGCUGGUGUUCGACAACAGAGGCUCAGAGAGCUUCCAGGGACACGGGUACCAUCACCCUCACUCGUACCGUGAAGCUCCGAAAGGCGUGGAGCAGUUUCCGGCCGUGGUGUCGCUGCCGACGGGCGAGCGUCCGCUCACCCAUUGGCCGAACGUCAUCAUGAUGAUGGGCGACCGCGCCGCAGAACUCAACACGCUGGACAAGGUGGUUCACUUCUACGACGACAAGGUGACGAGCACCUACUUCCUGACCAGGCCGGAGCCACACUUCACGCUCGUGGUGAUUUUCGACGGCAAGAAAUCGGAGAAAGAUCUUCACAUCGCCGCUUUCCUGCAGGAGAUCUCCGGCUCGCUGAGGAACACCAAGCCCUUCAGCUCGCUCAAACCCGGGUCCAAGGGUUAGAAGAACUGCCAUCAGCAAGUACUAAUACACACAAAACUGCAGUACUGUGCUUAUGUGCAAUACUGAGGUACUUUGCUUCUACUGUACUACAUUUCAGAGAGAAGUAUUGUCACUUUUUACAUACUAUACCUAUUUAACACCUUAAAUGAAUAGUCCUUUUGCAAAUAAAUAAGGUUUAACAUUAUAAAACAUAUGAUCAAUUUAUAAAAUAUCAUGCUUUCAUUCAGAUAUUCUGCUUUUGAGUCAUUCUAGUCCUUUCAGCUCGCUCUAACCCGGAUCCAAGGCUAAAAGAAACUGCUCUCUGACUAACAACACGCUCCAAAUGUUCUUUGGGUUUCUGUGGUCCAGCUUCAGUCCGUUGACUUUCUGUGUAUCUAUUAUUUGUAUUUCUUUGCAUGCACAUAAGACUGCAAUACAAACAUCCAGAUUAUGAAAUGUGCCAAAAAUGUUCCAGACCAAAAAGAAACUGUUGUUGGAAAUGCUUCAUUUAAUUUUAGAUUUUAAUUUUUAACAUUCUGUUUACUUUAUAUUUGAAUUGUCUUCAUUGAUCCAAGUUAAAUAAAGCUUUGAGAUUAUUUCA
This is a messenger RNA of Trematomus bernacchii (emerald rockcod), 2032 nucleotides long. It is a transcript of the gene cunh12orf66, whose product is annotated as chromosome unknown C12orf66 homolog. NCBI's taxonomy places the organism in Eukaryota, Metazoa, Chordata, Actinopteri, Perciformes, Nototheniidae. Bases 109 to 1452 code for a protein of 447 amino acids. The record is from RefSeq and is a predicted model, not a curated record. The transcript is spliced from 5 exons. Gene Ontology annotation, cellular component: KICSTOR complex. Gene Ontology annotation, biological process: negative regulation of TORC1 signaling; cellular response to amino acid starvation; cellular response to glucose starvation.